UAGACUGGCCAAUGUGUAUGACUCGCUGCUGCUCAACAACAACAAGGUCGCUCUAACGUCGCAGGAGAGCGACUGACAGGUUUAUGAUGGAGAAUUAAAAUGGUGAGGAAGAAAAAGCUGCUUGUCUUUGAAAUUUGUGGAAGCAUGAUGUGGGAUGGAUAAACAACAGCAGAACUCCACUAUGGCCUCUAAUGACCCCGACCUUCCUGACCCCUCUGGUGACCCCCAGCCUGGUGACCUCAUUGAGAUCUUCAGGCCGGCCUAUCAACACUGGGCUCUCUACCUGGGAGACGGCUACAUUAUCAACUUAACUCCUGUCGAUGAGAGCCAGGCAGCGGCCAUGUCCAGUGUGAAGUCUGUCUUCAGCAGGAAAGCAGUGGUGCGCAUGCAGCUGCUGAAGGAGGUGGUGGGAAGCGACACGUAUCGCGUCAACAACAAGUACGACCACAACCACACCCCUUUGCCUGUCAGUGAGAUCAUCCAACGUGCACAAGUGCUCAUUGACCAGGAGGUGUCUUACGACCUGCUGGGGAGCAACUGCGAGCACUUUGUUACCCUGCUGCGCUACGGAGAGGGGGUGUCCGAGCAGGCUACACGGGCCAUCGGCGCCAUCAGUUUAGUGACGGCAGCAGCCAGCGCCUUCUCUGUGCUAGGACUGAUCAACACACGAUCCAGAAACAGGCCCUUCUAAAGUCUGGCGUUUAUCAAUAAAAUGGGCUUGUUUCUUCAGAACAAUGUGGUUUAAUCUAAUAAAGCUUUUCUAAAAUCGAAAGCUAAUUGUUACUUCUUCAUUU
Molecule: messenger RNA, 794 nt
Organism: Betta splendens (Siamese fighting fish)
Lineage: Eukaryota; Metazoa; Chordata; Actinopteri; Anabantiformes; Osphronemidae
Gene: plaat1
Product: phospholipase A and acyltransferase 1
Exons: 6
Coding region: 155-691 (178 amino acids)
Biological process (GO): N-acylphosphatidylethanolamine metabolic process
Cellular component (GO): cytoplasm
Molecular function (GO): A2-type glycerophospholipase activity; glycerophospholipid phospholipase A1 activity
Source: RefSeq, a predicted model, not a curated record